CGCGACCUGGUCACCGAGGUGGACAAGGCAAUUGAGAAGUUCAUCUUCGAGCGGCUGAAGGCAGCCUACCCCGAGGGGCACGUCUUCAUCGGCGAGGAGUCGGCGGGCACGGCGAAUCGCAUCACCUCCGACGCCCCGACCUGGAUCGUCGACCCCAUCGACGGGACGAUGAACUUCACGCACACCUACCCGCUGGUCUCCGUAUCGAUCGGCCUGGCCGUCGAGCGGCAGCUGGUGAUGGGCGUCAUCUACGCGCCCUUCCUCGGCAAGCUCUACACGGCCAUCAAGGGACGAGGGGCCCGCUGCAACGGUAGCCCAAUUCACGUCAGCCAGGGCGUGCACCGGCUCUCCGAGGCGCUGGUUUUCAGCGAGGUGGCCUUCUUCGGCGGCGAGCACCACCGAGCCUACAUGCGGCGCCUUUUUGAGCAGGUCCUCUGGAAGGCCAGCUCGGUGCGGAUGAUCGGCAGCAGCUGCUGCUGUCUGGGGCUGCUGGCGGAGGGCGCCGCCGACCUCUUCCUCCACGCCGGCCUCUGCAUCUGGGACAUGGCCGCCGGGGCGGUCAUUGUCACCGAGGCCGGCGGCGUCCUGCGCACCAUCAACGGCGACCCCUUUGACCCCCACGGACGAAGCCUUCUGGCGGCCUCCAGUGAGGCGCUGAUUGAAGAGGUGGCCCCGCAUACGGCUAUCAUCAGAAAGAAAGAAUAA
Molecule: messenger RNA, 705 nt
Organism: Rhagoletis zephyria (snowberry fruit fly)
Lineage: Eukaryota; Metazoa; Arthropoda; Insecta; Diptera; Tephritidae
Source: RefSeq, a predicted model, not a curated record